Eruca vesicaria subsp. sativa (arugula) is the source of this 2226-nucleotide messenger RNA. The record is from the annotation of a GenBank genome assembly. Lineage: Eukaryota; Viridiplantae; Streptophyta; Magnoliopsida; Brassicales; Brassicaceae.
AUGAUGAUAAUGAUGAUGAUGGUUCAUCCAGGACCUCCGAAGAAUCUGAUUGGGUAUGGCGGCCAACGAGAAAGUGUUGCUGUUAUAGCUAUUCUGACAAACAAACUAGCUAGGUGGAAUGCUGAAAAGUCCCAAAUUUCAUUUUCGUUUAAAAUGGUCCGCAUUGUCCAUUUGGGAGCAAAGCAACAUGAAACUCCUGACCUAGUUACUAAAUCGCAUUACCAAAUUUUGGAACCAAUCCUGGGAAGCAAAGAGGCUGCCCAAAAAUCUAUAGUAUACAGUUAUAGGCAUGGUUUCUCCGGGUUUGCAGCAAAACUUACCGAUGCUCAAGCAAAGAAUCUUUCAGCGCUUCCCGAGGUUCUUUGUGUUAUACCAAGUCGAACACUGAGGCUAAAAACAACAAGAACAUUCGAUUACUUGGGACUUUCGGCUACUUCUCCAAAAGGUCUUCUACCUGAAACCCGUUUGGGCAGUGAAGCUAUUAUCGGCGUCAUAGACUCAGGGAUAUGGCCAGAGUCAAAGUCAUUCAAGGACACAGGUCUAGGACCGAUCCCUCAACGUUGGAAAGGAAAAUGUGUGUCAGGGGAUGGAUUUGACGCCACGAAACAUUGCAACAAGAAGCUCAUAGGAGCUGAGUUCUAUCUUGAAGGUCUUACACAACAAAUGGAUGGAAAAUUAGAUCUCCAGGAAAACAAUGAGUAUAGGUCCCCAAGAGACGGUUCAGGCCAUGGCACACAUGUGUCCGCGAUAGCAGCUGGUUCUUACGUGGCGAACGUAAGCUACAACGGACUUGGUGGAGGAGUCGCUAGAGGCGCUGGUCCUCAUGCACGUAUAGCUAUGUACAAGAGUUGCUGGGGAAAACUUGGUUGUCGUUCACCUGAUAUACUCAAAGCAAUUGAUCAUAGCAUUCGUGAUGGUGUUGAUGUUUUAUCGAUUUCGAUUGGUGAUGACGCACCAACCGGUUUCGAGACUGAUACUACCGAUAUAGCGUUUGGUUCGUUCCAGGCGGUGAUGAAAGGUAUUCCUGUGGUCUGUGCUGCUGGAAACGAGGGACCAAACUCUCAAACUAUUGAUAAUGUUGCUCCAUGGAUCAUAACCGUAGCUGCUACCUCUUUGGACCGCUCCUUCCCAGUCCCUAUCACUCUUGGAAACAAUAUAACAAUCCUUGGUGAAGGUAUAAACGUAUUCCCAGAAGUUGGAUUUGCUAAUCUUGAAUUUCUAGAUGAUAUAAUGGAAUCCGCAAACGCACAAGGGGGAACUAAAGGGACAAUCGUGCUUGCGUUUACUACAAACAAUGAAAAGAUACAAAAGGCAAACCGUAUAUUGAAUAAUGGAUGUGCUGGCAUCAUCUACGCACAAUCUGUAGUUGAUCCUAUUCCCAAAGUAAAGAUAAGUACUUCCAAGACUCUCAUUGGUCGGCCUGUUGCAUCUAGAGUGCCUCGUUUUUCUUGUAGAGGACCUAACUCAGUUUCCCCAGCAAUUCUUAAGCCAGACAUAGCGGCACCGGGUGCUAACAUUCUUUCUGCUGUAUCUGAUGAGUAUAAGUUCAUGUCGGGAACAUCAAUGUCAACUCCUAUUGUGUCAGGAGUCGUUGGGCUAGUCAGACAAAUCCGCCCUGACUGGUCUCCUGCUGCAAUCCGAUCCGCUCUUGUCACAACAGCAUGGAGGACCGAUCCAUCUGGAGAGCCUAUAUUUUCAGAGGGAUCAACACGUAAACUUGCUGAUCCGUUUGACUAUGGAGGAGGUCUGAUCAACCCAGAGAAAGUAACAAACCCUGGACUUGUUUACGACAUGGGUCUGGAUGACUAUGUUCAUUACUUGUGUUCUGCGGAUUAUACAGAAAAUGAAGUUUCCCAACUAAUUGGCAAGCCUUAUAAAUGCCCUUCGCCACGGCCUUCUAUGCUUGACGUCAACAUGCCUUCGAUCACAAUCCCAAGUCUCACUGGAGAGGUCACCGUGACUAGAACAGUAACGAAUGUUGGACCCGCUGGUUCGGUUUACAAACCCGUGGUUGAGGCUCCUUUUGGUAUAGAGCUUGAGGUGAAUCCGAAGACUCUUGAGUUUGGUUCCAGCACAACGAAGAAUACGUUUACUGUGAGAGUGAGAUCGAAUCACAAAGUGAACGGGGACUUUUAUUUUGGAAGCUUGUGUUGGACUGAUGGAGCUCAUAACGUUACUAUUCCUGUUUCCAUCAGAACAAAGAUCUUGAGGAAUUACGUUUAUUAA